Molecule: messenger RNA, 1587 nt
Organism: Menidia menidia (Atlantic silverside)
Lineage: Eukaryota; Metazoa; Chordata; Actinopteri; Atheriniformes; Atherinopsidae
Source: the annotation of a GenBank genome assembly
AUGGUCCCACUGUUUCGCAACGCGGGCAGCAAAAGGAAAAAAAGCAAAGGCGGCGAGAGCUCCAAGGAGAGGGCGGCAUUAGGUCAAGAUAGCUUCCUGCUUGCGUCUCGACCUCUGUCGCCGGACCUCAAGAUCAGACCUCCCUCCCUCACCUUUUUUCUUUCUCCCCUCCCCGCCUAUCAGAGGGGCGUCACACGUGGGUUUCACUCUAUCCCCCAGCUGGACGGACAACACAAACUUCAAAAAAGGGAGGACGACCCGCCGGACAGGACGCGCGAGACGGUGACUGGAACGCUCGCUCUCUCAGUAUUCACUGCUGUUCUGGGAUCUUUCACUUUUGGCUAUAACAUCGGAGUCAUCAAUGCACCCCAGAAGUGGACGGGUCAAUGGGGCGCAGGUGGACCGUGUCGGGGGGGGGGGAUUCACCCUGGUCAGAUCCAACAUCUGAGCUGCAAACACUCACAAAUCCGUGUCUGGGUUGCUUCCAGGAGGAAAGCCAUGCUCAUGAACAACAUGUGGGCCUUCCUGGGCGGGAGUCUGAUGGGGAUGUCGAAGCUCUGCAGCUCGUUCGAGAUGAUGAUCCUCGGGCGUUUCAUCAUCGGGGCCUACUGUGGGUUGGCGUCUGGGUUGACGCCGAUGUACGUGGGGGAGAUCGCCCCGACGAGUCUCCGGGGGGCUCUGGGCACGCUGCACCAGCUGGCUAUAGUCCUGGGGCUGGAGUCGCUGCUCGGCAGCGAACACCUGUGGCCCGUUCUGAUGGGCCUCACCGUUGUUCCCACCGUGCUACAGAUGGGCCUGCUGCCCUUCUGCCCCGAGAGCCCUCGCUUUCUCUACAUCAUCCGUUGUCAGGAGCACCACGCCAAAAGCGGCUUGAGGAGGCUAACGGGCCGGCAGGAGGUUGGCGACAUGCUGGCCGAGAUGAAGGAGGAGAAGAGGAGGAUGGACAUGGAGAGGAAGGUGUCCAUCCCCGAGCUCUUCCGGUCCACGCUGUACCGCCAGCCCAUCAUCAUCUCCAUCCUGCUGCAGCUCUCCCAGCAGUUAUCUGGGGUCAACGCGCUUUUCCUUGUGGAGAGGAUGGGCCGACGGACACUUCACAUGUUGGGAUUGGGAGGAAUGUGCAUCUGUGCCAUCAUCAUGACCAUGGCUCUGGCUUUACUGGAGGCCGUUCCCUGGAUGAGCUACAUCAGCAUGCUAGCCAUCUUCGGCUUCGUGGCCUUUUUUGAGAUUGGCCCGGGUCCGAUCCCCUGGUUCUUUGUCGCCGAGCUGUUUUCUCAAGGUCCGAGGCCAGCUGCCAUGGCCGUAGCAGGCUUUUCCAACUGGACGGCCAACUUCAUAAUCGGCAUGAGCUUCCAAUAUGUUGCAGACCUCUGUGGGCCGUAUGUCUUCCUGAUCUUCGCAGCACUCCUCCUUUUCUUCCUCAUCUUCACAUUCUUCCGGGUGCCAGAGACCAGGGGCAAGACCUUCGACCAGAUAGCAGCCAGCUUUAGCCAGCGCUCAGUGGGAGGGAUGAUGGAUAUGGACAUUGAUAUGGACAUGGACAAGCCCAGCACUGAGCUUGACUACUUAGGGGAGGAAAGCAUCAACUAG